AUAAACUGAGCGGGUGGCUUAGCUAAAAUGACUGGUAUAGCUAGCUAGCCAGCUAGCCAGCCAACCAAACACUUGGCACAUUUGUUUUGGACAAAAAAACUGCCUAAAUCGUUUUCGCUUUUUAUUUUUUUUUUAGAUAUGGGUAGGUUUAGCUAGUUUGCAAACCAAAUGUUUUGCUAUCGGCAAAUCUAUAUUAUUGGAUUUAUUUACACAAGGAGGAAACGAUUAGCACGGCGGUUUUGUUUUGCACUACAGUGCUCAGUUUAGCUGACUCGUUCAUUUAGCGUUAAGCUCGCUACCUGCGGAUUGAUGGAUUAGUUCGGUUAUCUUACACAAAUAGCACUUCGCGAAUCUACCUAGCGAAAAUUCGUUAGCUGCGCUACAGUUUGACGCACUGUGAGCGCAAACACAGUUAACUAGCUAAGGCUGGCUAGCUGCGUUAGCCAUUAUUCAUUUAGUUAGCGAAGGCUAGGCUAGCUAGCAGCAUCGGACUGUGCGUACAAGCGGCGUUAUACAGCAGUAACCGUGUACCCAGCUAACGCUGGCUAACCAGCUAGUCUUCUAGCUUGCAUAGCUUAGCUGGCUGUGCGACAAACUGAAACAGACCUACGAGCACUUAUUGUCAGUAAUCAGGCUCAGCGUAACAGCCGCCUGGCUAAGUGAGAUUUCGGUGGCCGAUGUCACCAGAGUGGCGGAUCUGAAAGCCGCUGCCUGUUUAGCUUAACGUGCGGACUGCAUUGCAUGUCGUAGCUGCGGUCGGUGGCUAGCUAACUAGCUCACGGAACGAGUUUGCUUGUAUGUAUGCGCGGAUCGAAAUUGUGCAAGAAGAAAACCAAGGGAAACUGAAAUGUCGGACUUGAACAGAGACGUUGUGGAUCUAGUAUGGGGGAAACAGUCGACCGGCGUGUCGGCAUCUCUCUUCCGCAGGUGGACCCAAGGCUUUGUUUUCAGUGAGACGGAACGCAGUGCACUGGAACAGUUUGAAGGGGGACCAUGUGCUGUCAUCGCACCUGUGCAGGCAUUCCUGCUCAAAAACAUCUUGUUCAACAGAGAGAGCUCAAACUGGAGAGAUGUCUCAGAGGAGGAGCAGCGCACAGCCCUCUGCUCCACUCUCGCCGAGAUCCUGGAGUCGGCGUGCGGAGGCCGGGGCGCCAGCUUCUGCCUGGCCACGUGGGCUCGCGGCAAGGGGUCGUCGGACGUCACAGACAUCCCGGACAGCCCCCCGGAGCCGGAAUCCAGCCGGCCCGCCGACGCCCAGCAGCAGCUGCCUAGUGAGGCUGCUUUGGCUGCUGAGGAGCUUGGCUUUGAGAGAUUUCACAGCAUGGUACAUAAAAGGACGCUGAAGACUGUCGCCGAGCUAAAGGAAUCCGUGCUCUCGCUGUACGACACCUGGAGGAAUAAAUUUGGCGUCCUGCUGUUCCUGUACUCUGUCAUACUUACAAAGGGUAUCGAGAACAUAAAGAACGAGAUCGAGGACUCGACCGAGCCCCUCAUCGACCCUGUGUACGGUCACGGCAGUCAAAGCCUGAUCAACCUGCUGGUGACGGGACAUGCCGUGUCCAACGUCUGGGACGGGGACAGGGAAUGCUCCGGAAUGAAGCUCCAUGGGAUCCAUGAGCAGGCUUCUGUUGGCUUUCUGACACUAAUGGAGUCGCUGCGGUACUGCACGGUUGGAUCGUUACUCAAAUCUCCAAAGUUCCCUAUAUGGAUCCUCGGCAGCGAGACCCAUCUCUCUGUGUUCUUCGGCAAGGAGAUGUCUCUGGUAGCCCCCGAAUCGCCAUCAGAACAGGCCAGGAGAGUGUUCCAGACCUUUGACCCGGAAGAUAACGGCUUCAUUCCAGACACGCUGCUAGAGGACGUGAUGAAGGCUUUAGAUCUCGUCUCCGAGCCCGAGUACGUGAAUCUGAUGAAGAGUAAACUGGAUCCUGAGGGUCUGGGAAUAGUUCUGCUGGGACCAUUCCUGCUCGAGUUCUUCCCUGAUCAGGACACGGGGAUUCCAGACUCAUUUCCUGUGUAUCAUUAUAACGGCCUGAAGCAGUCCAACCACGACGAGAAGGUGAGUUACGUUGAGGGCACCGCCCUCGUUCUCGGCUUCGAAGACCCCAUGGUGCGCACGGACGACACCCCCAUCAAACGCUGCCUCCAGACCAAGUGGCCCUACGUAGAGCUGCUGUGGACCACCGAGAGAUCCCCCUCCCUCAACUAGGCACUCACACCUCAGCCCCACCCCCUGACGCACUGCCCCGCCUGCUGCCCCGCCCCACACCUGGCUGCAUGGCUCUGCUUGUUUCAGGAACACCAUGCCCUCCUGGGCCCCACACACUCUCCUCACUACUGGUUUAGUAGGCCUGCUCAGUGCUUGUACUAAUUUAAAGACCCGACAGGGACCAUACAACUGGACUCGCACUGGCUUACGUGUUCUUAAUUUUAUUCUUUUUUAUAUACUUUAUUUGGCCUGUACAUUAAAAAAAAAAAGGGGGGGGGGGUUAAUUUUUUGUUUAAUGCUAAAAGCCCUGAUGUUGAACAAAAGAGUUAUUUGGGGAGGGGUUGUGUCGCUUCAGUUUUUCACAGCAACACCAAACUUUUGCUCCUUUUGCAGGUAUUAAUGUUUUUCUACCUUUUUUGUUUUGUUUACUACAUUAUUUUUAAAAAAAAAAAAAAAAAAAGAAAAGAAAAAAAAAGCUAGCCAAGGAUACUGAGCUGACUCCCUGGCACUGUGGUUGGGGUGGGGUGGGGGGGUUCUCUAGAGACUGUGAAGGCCACACUGUGCCCAGUCUGGUGCUACGGCUCCCGGGGGGUUAACGUUCCACAGCACUUACCUAACCAGGCGAGCAGUCCGGUUCAUCUCAGACAGGCUUACAAAGGAAUGCACUACAAAUCCAAUACUGUGCACAGGAGAUGGAAAGAGUGGGAUAGAUAGAGAGAGAGACAGACAGACCCAAAGGGGAGGGCAUGACACUGGUGGAAAUUCAACUUGGAUGGGACCAAAUUCCCCCUACCAGUUGUUUUUGUUUUGGGUUUUUUGUUUGUUUCUUUUUUUUUAUUUUUUGUGACGGUAGUAACCUGUUGCCUCCUAUUUAUUUAUUUGAUCUGCCUGAGGCAAAGGGAAGAAUAAACACUUGCACACAUUAUUUAUUCCAACCUUAAUGGCUCACCAAAAUAAACACUUUUGUCUUCAAGCA
Molecule: messenger RNA, 3182 nt
Organism: Electrophorus electricus (electric eel)
Lineage: Eukaryota; Metazoa; Chordata; Actinopteri; Gymnotiformes; Gymnotidae
Gene: mindy3
Product: MINDY lysine 48 deubiquitinase 3
Biological process (GO): protein K48-linked deubiquitination
Molecular function (GO): K48-linked deubiquitinase activity; cysteine-type deubiquitinase activity
Source: RefSeq, a predicted model, not a curated record